AUGCCCUGGGAGAAGGCCCCCGAACGCCGGAAUGCUCGGGGUCCGCAAGCUUGGGGACAGCGGGACGGACAUCAGCGCGGUGGUCAGCGUCAAGGACAGCGCGCGGGCCGGCAGGACUCGCGCCCGCAGCAGCAGCAACAGCGUCGUCGUCGCCGGGAUGAAGACGAAGACGAAGGCGACAUGGCUGUGCCCAAGCUCGGAGGACAGGCGGCAGUUGCAAGGGUCGAGUCCUCGACCGUUGCAGAUAUUCAGAACCUCCUCACUCUCUCCCCUGGCCUCGCGGACACGAUCAAGAAUGUCCCUGAGCUCGCCCCGGCUGUCCAGAAGGCACUCACUGCUCGUACUGCGCCGACCAGGCCUAAGCCUGACACGUUCCGUGUGGUUAUGAACGGCGCCGUCUUCGACUUGCCCCUCGAUAGCACAACGGAGGAUACUGUCGCUGCGCUCCGGAAACAGUACCAGUCCGCCAUGCGCGUGAUCUCGCCGCGCUCCCCUCGUAUCAUUGGUUUCACUGUCGAUGACGUUCCCGAAGAGAAGCAGGCUGCAUGCCAAGCCACGCUCCUUGAGCUUGCCGAGCGCGCCCCAGCAGAGGCGUUCGCGGCAGCAGACGAGGCCGCGCGCCUCGACCUCGCUCAGUCGGUGCGCCUGCGCGACGAGCACGCCCUUCCGCCGCCCAAGUUCGUGCAGAAGCUGCGCGAGGGCUACGUGAACGAGGAUGCUCUCGACGAAUACAUCGAGGGCGCCGCCUGGCCGCAGGAGCGCGAUGAGAACAAGCGCAACGUCCCUGACGUGGACUUCCUCGACCUGGGCAAACUGCUUGACGCGCCGGAGGGUCUGGGAGAGACGGAAGGGAAGGCGGGCAAGGUGCGCGACAGGACUGCAACGGAGGUUGCUGCGCCACCGUCGGAGCACACGCUCGAGGCGCGCGGCUAUGGCAGGUUCUCUCCCGUCGCACAGGCGCCCAAUGUCGCCGCUAUCGCACUGGCGGGUGCGGGUGCCCGGCGGACUGUGCCUCCCAAGCAGAAGCAGGGUGUCGUCGAGACCGCGAAGGCGACACUGGCGAAGCGACCUGAGGUUACGCUGUCUCAGCGUAAUACGGCCGAGGCAAUCUUCGAGCGACGGGAAGACGUAAACCAUGAAGCUUCCGGCAAUACGUGGUGUCCCUUCGGGGAGGUGCCUCGGACGGACAGCGAGGCGCUGCUCGAGACGGUCGGGAUAGUCUGUCGGAGGCUGCCAACGCACGAUAUAUAUUGUCCCCAUUUGGAAGGCAUUCACAUCACCGUUUGGGACGUCUUGUAUUAUGGCGGGCCGGAUCGCCGCACAGUGUUCCUGCUUCCCGUCACGACGUUGCCGAUGGAAUCCCCAACGCUUAGGGCAACGGACCUCGCCCACGACGUCGCUCGCCUCAACAUCGACAUAGACAUCGACGAUGCGUUCGAGGAUGCCGACGAAUCCCACACGUUCUCCCCAGAAGCUCUCCGCAAAGACCUUGACGCCCAUCGGACAUGGGUAGCCGCGGACAUCAACAACGGUCUCGAGCAGGAGGGCGUGUUCACCAACGGCGCGCCCAUUCAGGACGACGCGUCUGUCUCCACGCUCGCGCUCUCCGCCUCCGGCUCGCCUUCCCCAGACGAAUCCUUGGCGCACUUCUCGCAGAUCUCGUUAUCCUCUUCCAGAAGCGCACCCUCGCAGGAGGAGGAAGUGCACGAAGAGAGCGCUCACGAAUACCCGAACGUCCAGAUCGACGUUCCAACCCAUCAAGUCACUAUGUCUGGCGGCAGCAACGGGUCGAGGGAAAGCGCCGGAUCGCACAGCCCUUCCACCUCGGACGCGGGUGGAGACCUCCCCCCUCUGCCUACUAUCAAGUCCGACCAUACCCCCAAAUCAUCCAUCUCUUCCAUGCCGCCCACUACACCUACUGCCUCUACCUCCGUCCCCGCCGUGGCCGCAGCCGCAGCCGCGGCUACGGCAGGUCCAUCUACCCUCCCCCAUUCGACCUCCGUGCCGACCCGCUCCCCGGAGCCGAGCGCAUCCCCUCCCAACCCUCCCAACAAGCUGCUCAAAGCCGGUCAUCGCCAAACCAAAAGCACCGGCCCGAGUACGUUUGAGAAAGUCCGGAGUCGCACCCGCCCGGCGUUCCUCCCGCCCAAGCCGCGGCAGGAGGACGACAAGCACCUCGCAGACUGGCAGGCCAUGAUGCGCCUGUCGCGACAAGCAGCGGAGAAGCGGCGCAAGGCACUGCAAGAGCGCCGCCUCGCUCGCGAGCGCGCGAUUGAGGACUCUUUACACCGAUGGGAGAAGGAGAUCCUUCCUGACUGGCGCGUUGUGCACCGCGAUCCUGCGUUACGCAAACUGUGGUGGAAAGGGAUACCGACGAAGCUACGGGCGCGGAUGUGGCAAGCUGCGGUAGGGAACGCUCUCGCGCUCAGCUCAGACUCGUACAACCCAUGCAUCGCGCGAGCGCGACGCGCAUUGGCCUCGGGGACAUUCCCUCAAAGUACCCUCGCCGCUAUCGAAGCCGAUCUCGCAACCACCUUGCCCUCAUUGCACAUCUUCCAUCACGAGACGGGCCCGCUAUACGGCGAGCUAAAGGAAUUGCUCUGCGCUUGGGUAGUCGCCAGGAGCGAUGAGGGUCUCGGUUAUACCAAGGGCGCGUCAAGGUUGGCAGCGAUGCUCCUCAUCACCAUGCCUGCUCAGCAGGCAUUCGUGGUGAUGCGGAACCUGUUAGAACGUCAUUGUAUGCGCAGCUUUUACGGCGGAGAGGGCGCGAAGGACGACGUCGAAGCUUACUACAGGAUAUUUGACACCCUGCUUGCAGACGGCAUGCCCAAAAUCUACUUCAACUUCAAGCAACACCAAAUAUCGCCUGCAUCGUACCUACCGGAUUGGCUGAUCCCAUUAUUCCUCGACCACUUGCCUUUCGAAGCGUGCGCUCGCUUGUGGGAUGUGAUUCUGCUCGAGGGCGACCCAUUCCUCUUCCGCGCCGCGCUCGGUAUGCUAGCCGUGCUCGAGCCGCGCCUGUUCUUCCCGGACAAGAAAGAGCUGUUAGAGCUGCUCAAGGGCGAGAACAAAGCCGCAAUCGAUAUAGCACGUCGUGAUGGGCUACCCCUGGAUGGCGGGAAGUACGAGAUUUACGGCGUCGAUGAAGAGACGCUGUGGGAGCGCAUCGACAGCAUGGAGGACUGGUGGAAGGAGAGUACAUGGAAGCGGCUCACUCAACGAGAGCUACCCGAUAUAUAG
Schizophyllum commune H4-8 is the source of this 3240-nucleotide messenger RNA. RefSeq lists its product as uncharacterized. NCBI's taxonomy places the organism in Eukaryota, Fungi, Basidiomycota, Agaricomycetes, Agaricales, Schizophyllaceae. The record is from RefSeq and is a predicted model, not a curated record. The transcript is spliced from 10 exons. The coding region runs from base 1 to 3240 and encodes 1079 amino acids.